CGUGUCGUGUACUACAUAUUUUUUGAAGAAACUAGCAACUUUUCCCACGUCAUACUUUGUAUUUAAGUAUCAUAAAGUUUGACUUUUAAUUACAAUUAUAAAUAGGGUGAAACUAAAAUUGUCAUUAUUUUCAAAGGAUUAAAUAACUAAAAAUGCUAAUAAAUCACCAGCUAAGGAUAUUUUUCACCGAGAAAUUUGCAUGUGUUUUAUUGUUAAAUAAAAAAGAGUAAAUAAUAAAUAGAGACAGCACAAAAUAAAUAUGUUUAUUUUCGAGUUCAUGUUCGUUAAUAUUACCUAUGCGCGCUGCAAUAUUUAGUACACUAAUAUAGUACAAUAUACCACCUACGAACUUGCUUACAUGAACAUUUGGGCAUUCGGUGUUUCGAAAUCUGUGACGCUUAUCGCUCGGGGUAAUUAAAUGUCAAUAAACGUAUACUUAACGAUCGAAAAAUCAUGUUUUCCAGCUCCCUUGAGCCUGAAAGCUCGUAUACCCACGAAUUAACUGCAAUCGUGUUAAAUAAAUUUCAAGCUGUAAAUUGUGUCUAUAAAUUGUUAACCUAAAUAAUAAUAGGUAAAGUUUUUUUAAAAUUAAGGUGUGAGUGUAGAACGUUACUAAAAAAUCAUUACCGCAUAAAAGAUAUUCGAGAUCGCAUCAUCGUCACCGUUGUGUCAAUCGUUUGGAAAAAUAGUAUGAUCUGGAACAAUUAUUUACUUAAUAAGUAGUUCAUGCUGAGACAAGAGAGCUGUUAUCGUCGACAAAUAAUAGUUGUUAUCUCUGACAGAAGGUGAAGAACAAUCAAGCUUGACCAUGGCCUUGAAGAGAGGUCGCAACAAAAAUUUAAAGAUCCAGGUGUCUGAAGAAGCACCUGCACCAGUAAUUCCUCCAAGAAACUUGGAUAAAAGGACAACAAUUACCAUAGUAGAUAAGACUUUUGAGGUUGAUGCCGAUGAUCUGGAAAUGCUGUGCAACCUUGGACGGGGAGCUUAUGGGGUUGUUGACAAAAUGAAACACAAACAAAGUGGCACUAUUAUGGCUGUCAAAAGGAUAACAGUCAGUGUCAAUAGUCAAGAACAAAAAAGACUUUUGAUGGACUUGGAUAUUUCGAUGCGCAGUUCUGAUUGUCCUUAUACCGUACAGUUUUACGGUGCUCUUUUUAGAGAAGGCGAUGUUUGGAUUUGCAUGGAAGUCAUGGAUAUGAGUCUCGAUAAAUUUUAUACAAAAGUAUAUAAACAUGGUCGCUCUAUUCCUGAAGAUGUAUUAGGAAAAAUAGCUUUUAAAGUGGUCAGUGCUCUGCACUACUUGUACUCGCAAUUAAGAGUCAUACACAGAGAUGUAAAGCCUAGUAAUAUAUUAAUUAAUAGACAAGGAGAAGUAAAGAUCUGUGAUUUUGGAAUAUCUGGUUAUUUAGUUGAUUCUGUAGCUAAGACUAUUGAUGCCGGUUGCAAGCCAUAUAUGGCGCCAGAAAGAAUAGAUCCAACAGGGAACCCUUCACAGUAUGAUAUAAGGUCCGAUGUUUGGUCUCUAGGAAUAUCACUUUUAGAAUUGGCUACAGGAAAGUUUCCUUACGAGUCGUGGAGAACACCAUUUGAACAGUUAAAGCAAGUGGUAAAAGAUGACGCCCCAAAGUUACCACCGAAUACAUUUUCUGCUGAAUUUGAGGAACUUAUCACCAAUUGCUUGAUGAAAGAUUACACACGACGGCCUAAUUACAAUCAAUUGCUGGAAAUGAAUUUUAUAACGAAGCACGCUAAAAAAGAAACGAAUGUCGCAGCUUUCGUUGAAGAAAUCAUAGAUUUACCGGACGCUGCGAAGUAAAUUUUUUCUAUCUUUAAUUAAUUUUUUGAACACUGCCGUAAUUACACACCAAACAUUUUUGAAUCAAUGGCCACAUGUGAAUAUUUAUGAUAAACAAGCAUAGCUUUAUUAACAAAUCCAACCACGUGAGAGAUUUAUUGAUCCCAUUAAUGCCAUAAUAUAUUAUACAAAGUCAGAAACCAGUUUUAUGUCGUGUAGUACAGAUAACACACACACACACAAUCCAAGAUUUAUGUAAAAGCAAUUUAUAUUUAAUA
Molecule: messenger RNA, 2073 nt
Organism: Copidosoma floridanum
Lineage: Eukaryota; Metazoa; Arthropoda; Insecta; Hymenoptera; Encyrtidae
Gene: lic
Product: dual specificity mitogen-activated protein kinase kinase lic
Biological process (GO): protein phosphorylation; stress-activated MAPK cascade
Molecular function (GO): MAP kinase kinase activity; ATP binding
Source: RefSeq, a predicted model, not a curated record